Molecule: messenger RNA, 1365 nt
Organism: Mugil cephalus (flathead mullet)
Lineage: Eukaryota; Metazoa; Chordata; Actinopteri; Mugiliformes; Mugilidae
Gene: rcvrn2
Product: recoverin 2
Exons: 4
Coding region: 334-915 (193 amino acids)
Molecular function (GO): calcium ion binding
Source: RefSeq, a predicted model, not a curated record
AUCUGGGGGGUCAGUUUAGUCAAACGCUCAUCCACCUUAAAUCCCGCAUUAACAGAAUUAACGCAGUCAUCUACUUGAGGAGUGUGUUUCCCCCGACCCUCCUUAUCUCUUCCUGUCUUACCGUCGAGACAGACACUCCGGCAUCGUCUGCCAACAUAGGCUUCUCAUUUGCCUUUAACAUCAAAAGAAGAAGACAUCAAGCCAGGGAGCACAAUUACAUUUUGGGAAAAAGAAGAGAGUCUUUGGCAGAGGAGAAGAAAACCUCCGAAGGGCUCAGGUGGCAAAUACUUGCCAGGGAGUUUGACAGAAUUAAGACACUGAAGAGCAACUACCAUGGGAAAUAGCACCAGUAGCGCACUAUCCAAGGAGAUCCUGGAGGACCUGAAGCUCACCACCAAGUUCACCGAGAAUGAAAUCAGUCAGUGGUACGAGAACUUUCAGAAGCAGUGUCCAACGGGACGUAUUACACCAGAGGAGUUUGAGGAGAUCUACACCCGCUUCUUCCCUGACAGCGAUGCCAAGAGCUACGCACGGCAUGUGUUCCGCUCCUUUGACACCAACGACGACGGCACUUUGGACUUCAAGGAGUACAUCAUUGCUCUGCACAUGACCUCCACUGGGAAGACAACCAGAAAGCUGGAGUGGGCUUUCUCUCUGUUUGAUGUGGACAAGAACGGAUACAUCAACAAGACAGAAGUGACGGAGAUCUGCCAGGCCAUAUUUAAGCUGAUCCCCAAGGAGGAGCAGCGCAAGCUACCAGAGGAUGAGAACACACCCGAGAAGAGAGCCAACAAGCUGUGGGCUUACUUUGAAAAGAAAGACAAUGAGCGACUGGCUGAAGGAGAGUUCAUCAAAGGAGUGAUUGAAAAUGAGAAUGCGAUGCGUCUUAUCCACUAUCAACCAAUGUCACAAUAAAGUAACUCCUGUUUAUACGCGUCUUACCUCUGUCCUUUCCUUUAAACUUCUAUUUUGCCCUCUUCCCUCUCGGUGUAUAUAUUCAUUCAUGCAGUGUCUUUAUUGUAAUCAAGUUCUCGGUUAAGUUUUUCGCUUUCUUUGUUUUUCCGUUUGUUCAUUAAUUUUUAUCAAAUACAGGCCGUUAGAGGCAAACAUAGCAAAGUAGCAAUACAUACACAGCCAAAACUAUUUAUAGUGACUGUAUAAAUAUAUGUAUAUUGUUCCACUGUUAACCUUUACAUGGCUCAAAUAAAAAUUCAUCUACAGAGAAACGUAAUGAUCGUUUUAAAAGUAUGAAACAUGCUAGCUUGUUAUGUUUUUUUUUACAUAAUUCGAAAUGUCUUAAUUAGGGUUGUAGCUCUCGAGUGUUGUACUUCGUUCAAUGUACAAUAAAGUAUAAGUUUUCUCAUA